AAUUGGCGUUUAUAUAAAAGCACUUCAGGCGGCGCCAUUCAAUUCGAUUUGAACUUGAACGUAGUAGAAGUAAACGAAGCAUAUAACUCAGUGGUGAAAAAGUUGCAAGCAGGUUAUUGUCAGAAAAAGUUUAAGAAGUCAGUUUCUGGUGUAAAUCUAUCAUUCAUUGGGAGUGAAAAUUAAAUUCAACAUGGUGAACGCUCCUGCAGUUGGAAUUGAUUUGGGCACCACUUAUUCUUGUGUUGGUGUUUGGCAGCACGGAAAAGUGGAAAUCAUCGCAAACGAUCAAGGUAACAGAACAACACCCAGUUAUGUUGCUUUUACCGACACCGAGCGUCUUCUUGGAGACGCUGCCAAGAACCAGGUCGCGAUGAAUCCCAGUAAUACCGUUUUCGAUGCCAAACGUCUCAUAGGCCGCAGAUACGACGAUCCAAAAAUCCAGCAAGAUAUCAAACACUGGCCAUUCAAAGUCAUCAGCGAUGGAGGGAAACCCAAGAUUCAAGUUACGUACAAAGGCAACAUUAAAAAUUUUGCUCCUGAAGAAAUCAGUUCCAUGGUCCUUACCAAAAUGAAGGAGAUUGCAGAGGCAUAUUUAGGCAAUCCCAUCAGAGAUGCAGUCGUCACAGUUCCAGCAUAUUUCAAUGAUUCCCAGCGGCAGGCUACAAAAGAUGCAGGGGCCAUUGCAGGUCUCAAUGUUCUGAGAAUUAUAAACGAACCUACAGCAGCCGCUUUGGCUUAUGGUCUUGAUAAGAACUUGAAAGGAGAAAAAAAUGUUCUUAUUUUCGAUUUGGGCGGAGGAACAUUUGAUGUAUCUAUUCUAACCAUCGACGAAGGAUCUCUGUUCGAAGUUAAAUCUACUGCGGGUGAUACCCAUCUUGGCGGAGAGGACUUUGACAAUAGAUUGGUCAAUCACUUUGCAGAAGAGUUUCUACGUAAAUACAAGAAGGACCUUCGCAAAAAUCCAAGAGCGCUUCGUAGAUUGAGAACAGCUGCUGAAAGGGCGAAGCGUACUUUAUCCUCCAGUACAGAGGCUUCUCUUGAAAUUGAUGCCCUUUAUGAAGGAAUCGAUUUUUAUACAAAAAUAAGUAGAGCUAGAUUCGAGGAGUUGUGUUCUGAUCUGUUCAGAGGUACCCUUCAGCCAGUCGAGAAGGCUCUUAAUGAUGCGAAGAUGGAUAAAGGUCAAAUCCAUGAUGUGGUACUUGUUGGAGGAUCUACUCGAAUUCCAAAAAUACAGCAACUUUUGCAGAACUUUUUCAACGGGAAGUUAUUGAACUUGUCCAUCAACCCCGAUGAAGCUGUUGCUUAUGGGGCAGCUGUCCAAGCUGCCGUAUUGACUGGUUCAACAGAUUCUAAAAUCCAAGAUGUCCUGCUGGUAGAUGUGGCACCUCUUUCACUAGGAAUAGAAACGGCAGGUGGUGUUAUGACUAAAAUCAUUGAGCGCAACUCUAGAAUCCCAUGCAAGCAAACUCAGACAUUCACUACAUAUUCCGACAACCAACCAGCAGUCACAGUACAAGUUUUUGAAGGAGAGAGAGCUAUGACAAAAGAUAACAAUCUUCUGGGAACUUUCGAUUUGACUGGAAUUCCUCCUGCUCCUAGAGGAGUUCCGAAGAUUGACGUCACCUUCGAUCUUGAUGCGAAUGGAAUUCUCAAUGUUUCUGCUAAAGAUACAAGUUCUGGAAAUGUCCGAAACAUUACUAUAAAAAAUGAUAAAGGAAGGUUGUCUCAGAAAGAUAUUGACAGAAUGUUAUCCGAAGCCGAGAAGUAUAAAGAGGAGGACGAGAAGCAAAGGCAAAGAGUUGCAGCUAGAAAUAAAUUAGAAGCUUACAUCUUCCAGAUCAAACAGACCGCUCAAGAUUGUGGAGAUAAGUUAUCUGCUCAAGAUAAAUCCACUAUUGAGAGGGAAGUUGAGAGUCAUCUGCGCUGGUUAGACAGCAACUCAUUGGCUGAUAAAGAAGAAUAUGAAGACAAACAAAAACAACUGGAAUCAGUGUGCCGGCCUAUUAUAACAAAACUAUAUGGGGGAAGUGGUCAACCUGGUGGACAACAGAAUAGCUCUGGAUCACCAAACAGUGGACCCACUAUCGAGGAAGUUGAUUAAUUCUCCAGUUAGUUUUUUCAAUUCACCAAAGUUUCAUGUUUCAUAUUUUUUCAGUCGUAGUUAUGCACUCAGUAUUACUAAAAUUUAUAGAGUAUUAGUUUGUUAUUGGUUAUUUAUUAUUGUUAUCUGAAAUGAAUAUUUUUUUUCAUGAAUAAUUUGUAUUCUGUAAUAAAUAUAAUCUUCAAUGAAA
Messenger RNA from Leptinotarsa decemlineata (Colorado potato beetle), 2291 nucleotides. Its product is annotated as heat shock protein 68. The record is from RefSeq and is a predicted model, not a curated record. Gene Ontology annotation, molecular function: ATP-dependent protein folding chaperone; ATP binding. NCBI's taxonomy places the organism in Eukaryota, Metazoa, Arthropoda, Insecta, Coleoptera, Chrysomelidae.